This is a messenger RNA of Phlebotomus papatasi, 1020 nucleotides long. RefSeq lists its product as uncharacterized. NCBI's taxonomy places the organism in Eukaryota, Metazoa, Arthropoda, Insecta, Diptera, Psychodidae. Bases 29 to 880 code for a protein of 283 amino acids. Gene Ontology annotation, molecular function: chitin binding. The record is from RefSeq and is a predicted model, not a curated record. The transcript is spliced from 2 exons.
AAGGAGUGUAGGUGGUGAAAGAAUCAACAUGAGAGUUAUAAUUGCCGUUGUGGCGAUCUGUGCCUUGCUGCUUGAUACCCAAGCAGCUCCUGUUGCACCAGAGAAGCCUAGGUGUACGAAACAAAAUGUCGGGAUCCUUUACCCAGACUGUGCGGACAAUACGCUGUACUACUUGUGCACAGCAGAGGAGCAGUAUGUCCAUGUAGGCUGUAGGGAUUCCUUCUGGUUCAGCUUCGAUGAACAGAGAUGUGUGGAGCAGGGUGAGUGGACUAAGUCUGCUAUUUGCAGACACCACCCUGAGACCCAGGUGGCUCCUGAACAGGGACUGCCUCAUCAAUGGCCUCAGCCCCACCCAGAGACCGGUUGGCCUCAUCAGCCGCCUCAGCAGUUGCCGGAGCACCCUCAUCAACCGUGGCCUCAACCACCCCAGCAAUGGCCUGAGCCACCACAGCAGUGGCCUGAGCCCCAUCCACCCCAGCAUCCGGAACAGCCCUGGCCUCAGCCACCUCAACAUCCAGACUUUCCCAUAACCUGGCCGGAAGACGAGGCUCAGCACCUUCCUGAAUUCCCUUGUGAAGUACCCGUCCAGGACUGUCCCUGCCCCCCUGAGCCCCAGUGUCCCUGCCCCCCAGAACCACAAUGCCCACCAUGCAAUAACGACGAGGGUGUUCAUCUGCCAGAAGAUCCUUGCAACCCACCCCAGCCUCCACACUUCCCACCAAUUGAGCAUCCCCACGAGCCCUUUCCACCCCACCCUGUUCCACCCAUCGAGGAGUGGCCACAGCCACAACCUCAACCACCAAUUGCCGAGGUGCCACCAGAUUUUGCCCCACCACCAAUCACGGACCACCCUAUUGACAAUCCCUGCUUCUGCCCGUGAUUCCAUAUCUAUGCGGUAUAUUCGCGAAGUAUAGGUGUUAGGUGAAAAAAAUAAUAAUAGAGAACGGACAUCGGGGACACCACCCAAAUAUAAAUGCUGUGUGAGGAUAUGUAUGUGUUAAAUAAAGAUUUCUUACCCAA